GAGAGAGAGAGAGAGAGAGAGAGAGAGAACAAAACUCCUGAAGUAAGUCUAUGAAGAUAAAAACGGCUGCAUACUGGGAAGGAGACUAGCUAGACAGCACACAGUUGUGCACUCAGCCAAUACAGCAAGUAGCCGGUAGGAUAGGGAGUAAUAGCAUUACAGCAUUACAAAGUGUCACAGAGCGUACGUACGUGCAUCGCUCCUAACCACUGCUGGUAACUAGGAGUGCGUUGCAGGAGUGAACGGAUGAGGGGGUCGUGAGCAGGAGAUUGGAGAGAGCUGUGGUUGCUACUCGCUGGGUUAGGUUAUCUGAGAGGCGGAGAGGAGGAGACCUGUAGAUGUUCCUCAAGAGGAGGUAUUUGAUUUGAUGCUGGAGUGGUGUCAUCUGUGAGUUUGCAGAGGAAUACAAGGAUUAUUUUUAAGACACAGUUUGACAUCAUAUUAUGGGUUCUUCUAAGCGAAAAAUGGGCUCAAACACAGAACUGGCCAACGGCAUCCUCAACAAACUAAAAGAAAGCAAUGGAUCCAUGGAAACUCUUGAAUUGGCGCGAUCUCUGGGACGACGCUCCCGCAAGGACGUCAACCCGACCUUAUAUCGGAUGCAGAAGAACGGCCUUAUCUUGAAGGUGUCUGCUUCACCUCCAAAAUGGGGCUUGAAGAACGAGGUGACUGUUGGCCCUCUGCAUGGCGCGACUGCAGAGGAUGGGGACAACCUGCAGGAAGCGGAAGAGACGGCUGAAGAAGCGCUUUCUGGUGGCAGUGGUGGGAUGGAGCGAGAUGACUUCAUGGAUGAAGGCAGUGGUGGCGAUGUUCCUGUUGCUGAGCCCUUUGGUCAUCCUGUCAACCAUUCCGCAUCCAUAGACGCAGGGCAGCUGUACCCACCCCCUCUCUCCAGCUACAACGGCACUCAUUCCGUGCCAGGCGUUGACCCCAUGCCUUCGCCGACCAACAUUUCCAGCUCGAGCGACGACUCAGAGACUUCCGAACAACCUGUCAUUUUCGCAAAGCCGCCACCUCCACCACAUGAACUUCAACAAAGUUUCGCAAAGCCAUACACACCAAACGGCAUGGACCAUAGGUUACUGAUGGCAUUAAGUGAAAAGGUAGAGUCAAUCCAUUCCAACGAUCUUGCCAAGCAACUUGGUUACCGUACCAAGAAGGAGAUCAACCCAACUUUGUUUAGUAUGCAAAAGAAAGGACUUGUAAGAAAAGUGUGUGAGUCUCCCCCUAUGUGGGUCAUCACCCCGUAUGGGAGACAAAUUCUAGAGACUGAUCAGCAGCAGCAAUCGCCAGAGCAGUCGCAGCAGAAACCUGGACAGUUUCCUGUAAUGAUGAGUUCUCCUAUGCCAGGUACUGCUCCUCACAUAGUGAACUUUGGACCACACAUAGAGCAGCUCCAGGGGGUUCCUGGACAGAUGUUCCACCAUGUCCCACAGAGUCCUCAACCCCUCCUAGGCUCCAACGACGACAGGCAGUCCAUCUACAAUGAAAGGCUCAAUUUACAAGCAGCCAUUAAAGCCGGGAUACCCAUGGAGUUCGCCACAUUGAUGUUCGCCUCGCCCGACAUGGAGAUCAAGGUCUUGUGUGCUUUGAGCAAUCAACAAACCCAAGGAACUGUGGAGAUCGUCCACAAUGUAGGUCUGAACAGAGGCAAGGCUAAAGAUGUUAACCCCUCGCUCUAUGGCCUUGCAAAACGAGGAAACAUCACUAAGGUCACGGACAGCCCUCCAACAUGGCACAUCAACGAGAAAGGGGUCGAGCUGAUCAACAAGGAGAAGAAACCGAUCGAGAUGAACGGUGCGACCAAACCGAUGGAGAUUCCUAACCAUGUCAACAUGGUGACGGGGGCACCUGGAGUGCUCAUGCCACAGCCAAUGAGUUCCCCUAACCACCAGGGUGGCAUUCUUCCUCCAGAUCCUAGGACAGUUCUGCAGAAUUGGGAUCAAGGAAGACCCGGCCCUGGUUUCAUCCCUGUCUCAUCAUUCACACCAACCAUUCCAACUCAGGUUGCCCCUAUCCGUGCUACCACCAUGCCUUACAUGCCCCCGAACUCCUUCGCCAACCCUGCCUCCGUUAACAGCGCCCCUAUCCCAGCAUCACCAGCUCCCCAGCCACAGUCUUCCCACAAUGCACCGGUCAUCGGGUCGUCGACGGGUCAGACAAUCAGUAACGAGAUGUUUGCUGCUAUCAAUAAGAACCCCGUGAGUGCAUUGACCGAGUAUGCCCAAGCCAGGCAUCUACCUGUUUCCAUUGAUCUACUGCAGCAGUCUGGUCCUCCACAUAACCCAAGGUUUGUGUUUGCGGCCUGCGUUGGAGGCAGGAGGUUCCAACACGUCACCAGUCGCAGCAAGAAGGACGGAAGGAGGGAAGCGGCUGAUAUGGCUCUCCGUACUCUGGUGGCUGAGGGCUCCCUUCAACCGAAGCUAACACCCAUGCCCAUUGUCCAUACUUCAUCCAACGGUGAAACAACGUUCUAUGACCGCAUCGCUGCCUUAAGUCACCAGACGUUUAACUCUCUGGCUGCCAGCAUUCCGGACUCCAUCAGCGGUAGGAAGGUUCUUGCAGCACUGAUCAUGAAGCAGGGAGAGGACGAUGAGGGAAUGGUCAUCAGUUUAGGAACAGGGAAUCGGUGUGUGACAGGCGACAAACUGAGCAUGGAAGGACGAACAGUGAACGACUCUCAUGCUGAGAUUAUCACCAGAAGGGCUUUCUUGAGGUAUCUGUACAAUCAACUCCAGGCUUACGCUAAGACCCCCAACGAAACCAUCCUCACUCAGGGAACCAACGGGAAGCUCCGCCUCCUACCGGACGUGAGCCUUCAUCUCUACAUCAGCACCGCCCCCUGCGGAGACGGGGCGCAGUUCUCGCGGACGGACGCGGGCGAGAACGAGGAGGGGCCAAACGGGAUUGAUUUCUGCGGCUUUGCCAAACAUCUACCAACGUUUGGCAAAACCAGCCAGGGAUUACUCAGGACCAAAAUGGAACAAGGGGAAGGCACUAUUCCAGUGACCACCCGAGAGUCAGUUCAGACUUGGGACGGCAUCAUGAGAGGAGAGAGGCUUCGGACCAUGUCAUGCAGUGAUAAAGUAGCCAGCUGGAACCUGCUUGGCCUCCAGGGGGCGCUGUUGUCUCAUUUCAUCGAGCCCAUGUACUUGAGCUCAAUAUCACUAGGUUCAUUAUACCACCACGGCCACCUCGCAAGGGCAGUCUGCUGCCGCGUAUCGUCUGCCCACGACAACUUCACCCCGACCGAGCUGGACAACCUGUCCCUUCCUGCAGAGUACCACGUCAACCAUCCGCAGCUUGGGUGUGUCCGGGCCAUCGAUCCCCCAAGGGGUACGGAGAAGACCAAGUCACUCAGUAUCAACUGGUACCGGGGGUGCGAGAAACCAGAGGUCACCGACGGCACCAAAGGAAGAAUUCAGGGUGUGCUUCACUCCCAGCUGUGCAAGGCGGAGAUGUUCAGCGAGUACCAGCAGACAUGCCGCCUCUUUGACCGGACCGACCUUCUGGAGUCGCGCACCUACCAUGACGCCAAGCUCAGCGCGGAGAGCUACUACACGGCAAAGCAAUAUCUCAAGUGUAUCCUCCACCAAGCAAACUAUGGGUCGUGGAUGGAGAAGCCAAUAGAAGAAGAGCUCUUUGCCAACUGAACUUUCAACUUUGACCUACAACUCAUCCAUUUAUGGAGAAGCCGAUAGAAAAAGAGCUAUUUGCCAACUGAACUUUCAACUUGGACCUACAACUCAUCCAUUUUAAUGGAGAGGCCGAUAGAAGGAGAGCUAUUUGCCAACUGAACUUUCAACUUUGACCUACAACUCAUCCAUUUUAAUGGAGAGGCCGAUAGAAGGAGAGCUAUUUGCCAAUUAAACUUUCAACUUUGACCUACAAAUCAUCCUUUCGAUUUAGGAGAACUUUGUUACCAAUUGAACCUCAAGUUUGACCGACAUUCAUUCAGUCGAUUAAGGAAUAGCUCUUUUUGCCAAACGACCUCUGACCUCUGACCCACGUCCGUCUGAUGGAGGAAAAGCUUUCAUUUUAAUGAGGAGGAGCUGUUUGCCAACUGAAAUUUUUUCUUCUCCUCCUCCUUCUGCUGCUUCUUCUACUUCUCCUUCUUCUUCUUCUACCUCUUCCGCAAACUGUCCAGAAAUAGUUACAAAUCUUCUUUAAAAUACGUAAACAACUCACCUGAUUUUUAUUUUAUCUUGUCCCUAUACAACAGCUCCGACAAACAUCAAUAAGAGUGCAAUUUUGAUUGAAGAAGUUUAUUUUUACAACCUUUAAGUUGGUAUGUGCCAUGUACAUUAAAUUGCCAGGCAGUAUAUUGAGUUCUUAUUUUACAUGAACAUGUUUGAUUCAUAUAUAAUAACACAAAGGGAUAGAUUUGAUCUCUGUUUUGCGAUCGAAGUAAGCUACGGAGAGCCAGAUCAUACUUAUUUGAUGUCUUGUGUUUCCUUUGACAUAAUCUACUUUAAUGAUUCUUCUUUCUUUCAUAUUAAGGAAGAAAUGGAGAUGCAAUAAUGAUAAUAUCAAUAAAAAUAAGGUAGGUUCCUGUAUAGCGCGCUUGUCACUCUUUGACACCCACUGUUACUCCCUGAGGCUUUAGUAUAUACCCAGACGAUUUGUGUCUGGGCAGUUGAUAUAAAACAGCAAUUUGAAGAAGUUUACAAGCAAUAUUUCAUAAAUUUUCUAAGACCUAUGUGGGACAAUAUUAUAAAGAACAACAACUGCUUGUAAGUGUCGGCUUGCAUGGUGAUGUAGAUAUACAGUAGGCU
Strongylocentrotus purpuratus (purple sea urchin) is the source of this 4775-nucleotide messenger RNA. Its product is annotated as double-stranded RNA-specific adenosine deaminase. The transcript has 10 exons. Gene Ontology annotation, biological process: RNA processing; adenosine to inosine editing. Gene Ontology annotation, cellular component: cytoplasm; nucleolus. The coding region runs from base 444 to 3653 and encodes 1069 amino acids. Lineage: Eukaryota; Metazoa; Echinodermata; Echinoidea; Camarodonta; Strongylocentrotidae. The record is from RefSeq and is a predicted model, not a curated record. Gene Ontology annotation, molecular function: double-stranded RNA adenosine deaminase activity; tRNA-specific adenosine deaminase activity; double-stranded RNA binding.